Messenger RNA from Carica papaya (papaya), 754 nucleotides. The record is from RefSeq and is a predicted model, not a curated record. Lineage: Eukaryota; Viridiplantae; Streptophyta; Magnoliopsida; Brassicales; Caricaceae.
AUGAAGCUAAAAGGGCUGUAUGUGUGGGCAAGACUCGUCUCUCGUCUCGCCAAGUAUUACAUUCCUCUUAAGGACUCUGAGAAACACAAGAUCAAAUACGAGAUUCAUCGGUUAGUGGUGAAUAGAGAUCCAAAGUUCACAAAUUUCGUUGAGUUUUGCACGCAAAAAGUAAUCUAUAGGCGGUAUGCUGGGUUGUUCUUCUCAUUGUGUGUUGACAUAAUGGAUAAUGAGUUGGCAUAUUUGGAAUAUAUCCAUUUAUUUGUGGAGAUAUUGGAUCAUUUCUUCAGCAAUGUGUGCGAGCUAGAUUUGGUGUUUAAUUUUCAUAAGGUUUAUUUGAUACUUGAUGAAUUCAUUCUUGCUGGAGAGCUUCAAGAAACAAGCAAGAAGGCAAUCAUAGAGAGAAUGGGAGAGCUGGAGAAGCUAGUGUAAUUAUUCUAUACUGCAAGAGUGUUUAAAAGUCUGCAAUUUGUUUUGUAAUUGUUUCCUUUUGUGGGUGAUAUUAAUUUGUUAUUUUGCACAGCCUUCUCACCCGUGAAUGUCCAAAACAGAAAGAUUAACAAGGAAAUAUUCUUUGUUUUAAGAAGUGCUAUAAUCUGUCAGCAUUUUCCCUCCCCCUUUUAGCUGUUAGUAACAAUUGCAGCAUUAGAUGAUCAUUCUGUAGGCAAGGCUGUAUCUGGUAUAUUAUCAUAUCUUGAGAAGAACUCAUUUGUGAUUGGAAAGACAUUAUACAAUUGAACUGUUUCUAGGUGCUACA